ACCGCUUGUUUACGUUCGUGUAUGGUCGUUUGCGUGUAAGAUCCAGUUCAGUCCUGAAUAAGCACGAUGCAAAUUAUUGAAAAACAAAGUUAGCAGCUCAAAAAUGACUAAUUGCUUGAAAAGAGAGAAAAAAAGCUGUAAAACAACUCAAACUUUCAAUUCAAUCUCUGUCACACAAAGCGCGCUGAGACGAUCACACACGAUCACGCCACACAAAAGGAUCGCUGUGUACGAGUGAGAGAGAGUGAGAGUACGCAGCAUGCAACUGUACUGCAAGCAGUGCCUACUUGCUGCUAGCGGGCAAUGCAGAAGCAAAGAGAGCCAGAGAACGAUCGCGAUCGCGCGCGCUCUCUCUCAACCAAACGAAGGAGAAUGAAGGAACGAACCAAAACAACACAACAACCCUACGACGGGGUUUGAUCGUAGUAGCGUCAACGCGCGGCGUCAGUAGUGCCCUUACAGUGCGACGAUUUAGACGUGAUUUAGUGUGUGGCGCGCGCUUUGUCUCGUAAUUCCAUCGUCGGCAGUUGUUUCCGAUCGUGAGUUCUGUUUGUUGUGGUUCUGUGAGUGUUUGGAGGAAAAAAGCUAGAAGGAUUGCAACGAUACACGGGAUACUUUCUAGUGGCUUGGUGUUCUCGUUUCGUCCAAAGGAAGAAAAGGGAAGAACGUAGCUAGAGAAGUUGUACCCUCAGAACAAGUGUUCGUGCGAAAAGGUUGCAGCCUAGUGAAGCAAAGUCACGUUCUGAAGCAGGCUUCGUGAUAGAGUGGCACGUGCAAGAAGCGUACAAGAAACCAGUGUGCAAUAUCGUGCAGUGAAGGGUGCCGCACAUCCCAGACAUCCCGGCUCAGGGUGCAAUUGGUUCAUUGAGAUCAAUUGAGAUCAACCGAGUCUUGGUCUACGAACCGGAGUGCAAUUGCAGAAAUCGAGAGCAAUAACAAUUGAGUGCAAUUGUUCUAACCGUGCGUGAAGUUUACAUGAAAAUGAAUGUUCAUCAGUUCAUGAAGAGUCCCGAUUAAAAGCCUACGAAACCGUUGUAAAACAGAGUUACUAGAAGAAAAUAGUGCCCCCAGAAUAAGGAAGAAAAAUAAUACUCGUAACAAAUACUUAACCUCAACUCCUGCCACAAACAAACCACCAAACACAAUGGCCAUUCCGUUUCUUCAACCGGAAGACGACGAUGCUGCCCGGCUGCAGCAUGCCGCCACCCAGUCCGGACCGCCGACACUCGGACCCGUUUCACCGGGUCCCGGUUCCAGCGGUGGUCCCCUGCUGCAUCCGCCACCGUCGCCACUGGUCAGCGGAUCGAUACCGAUUCCGGGAUCACCCGCCCCGAUCGGGGUGCCUCCUCCACCGCCAAGUGGAACGUCCACUGCCGUCCAAACUCCACUGCUGGGACCGGCCGGGCUGAUGCACGGCGACCAGCUGGUGCAGCUCUUCUACGAGGCGCUCUACCGCUACUCGCGAGGAGACACCCCCUCGACACCGAUCUCGCAGUCGCCGCAGAGUUCGUCCUGCAGUCCGUUCACCACCGGGUACUACAACACGCCACCGGGAGGCCAGGUGUUCUUCCCGCAGACGCCCAGUGGAGUGCUGCCGCCGAGGACACCGAACGCGACCGGAGGAGGGGGUCGUGGUGGGGCCAGGAUUUUCUUCGGCCAGCCCACGCCCAGCCCUAGCGGCAGCAGCAGCUACAGCAGCAGCCAGCACAGUGCCAACAGCCCGGACGCGAGCCACACAACGACGCCGGCAUCCUGUUCGUCCGCGGCGCCCAUUUUCCACCAAUUCCCAUCGAGUUUUUCGGGACCCACCGCCGACGGCGGUUCCACCACAUCACCAGCAAUGGCCGGCCAGCCAACUUCCUGGCCGGACGACGGCUCGGAAUCGAGCGAGUCGGACUCGUCCCAGCCCUCGAGCUCCUCGGAAGCUGCGCCCACCGGAAGUUCCCCCACCGGGUGCAGUUCGCACUGUCUGGGACUGGGCCAGCUGCACCAGCACCGACUUCACCACCACCAACAGCCGCUGGACGUCGGGGGUGGAGGUGGCCCAAGUGGGUUCAUUCCGCCCCACCUGGACUUUAUGGCGGGUCGGGAGCAGCUGCAGGAGUUUGCCGGCAAGAUCCCCCAGCGCAAGAAGAAGUCCAAGGCCGGUGGCAAGUCCAAGAAAGCGGGGUUCCUGGAGCAAACGCUGGUGUGGCCAACGCUGGCCGUGACCGCAACGCUGAUCGCCCUCGGCUGCGGACUUCUGGCCGCCCGGUGAACACCGUCGUCGCUCGUCAUCCAGAGGCCAUUCGCUAAUAGCUGUGAGCUGCAGCAGUAAUUACAUAUCGCGUAUUUGUGGAGCAAAUCGAUCGGCGCGUGGUCUAGAUAUCCUCGAAAAAGGGUGUCCCGCUGGAAAAAAAAGGAAACACACUCACACACGCGAUAGGCAAUUUACCAUCCCAGAGGAGAAAAAGGGCGUGCAAAAAAAAGAAAGAAAACUCAUUUUUCUUACAGUUAGGCUAAUUAGUUGAAAGAGUAACCCCCCGUGUAGCGAGUAAGAGAUUUUAUUUUUAUUGAAACCUUGAAUUACGAAACCAUUUUGAAAUCCAUUGGACGGAUUGUGAUCUCGAUUUUUAUUUUUUUUUUCUGCAUGUAAUUCUCGUAUUUUUUUUCUCGUUCUUGAAAUCGUUAACAAAUUCAGAGUUUAGACGAAAAUCGAUAGACAAAUGUAAAUCCCAAAGUGAAUGUGAUUGAUUUUUUAAACGAUAAAAAAAUAUCUUUUUUUGUUCAUUUUCAUACAUGUAAUGUUAUAGAAAGUAGAUGAUAAGUGAAAAGCAAGAAUUUCUAACCAUAUGUUGAACUCAAUAUCGUGUAACGUUUGCAACACAGCAGCAGAGUGUAGCCAAUAAAGAUUUCCGUACCGCUUAAGCAAAACUGAUCUUUAGUUGAAACAGACAGCCAUCGGAUCGGGUAGUGUAAUGAUGUUUUAUUUUUCUAAGAAAAAUCUUCUAAAGAUGACGAUCAUCAGUGGUUUGAAGGAAAAGGGGAAAACCAAGUGCCGAUUUAAAAUAAUUAACUUUUAAGGUUACACAACAAACAUCUUAUCCAAUAACUUAGGAGGUUUGCAUUUAUAUCAAAAGUAGAGCAAAAUUGAAUCUUUCUCAAUUAGGGUGACAACAUGUCAAUUCGAAUAGAGAUUUAAGCAUGCGCCAAUACCAUUAAAUUUCAUUCAACACGGAUCCUAGAAUGGUGCCAUCUCAUUAAAAAAAAUCACAAUAAGGCAAGAUUGUUGAACGCUGAACUAUCAAUUUCUCUACUGCCAAAAUUGUUUCCGUGUUCAAGAGGUCAUUUUGAGCAACUUUUGUUCUACGAAAAAAAAAAUCGGGCAAUUUUUCCCGAUUUCGUGUGAGUUGGUAGAGAAUUACCCAUUUCUUAGCUAUUAUUUUCAAAUUAAAAAUUAUCAAUUAAUUUAAAGAUAAAUUGAAUAUUAAAAAAUAUAUUUUCACCUAACUUCAAAAAUGAGAAUAAUUUUAUUGAAUGCGAUUCAUCACGACGUGUCUUCUAGACAACUUUUAGAAGAAAAAAUAGUCAUUGCUGCUUUCAAAACUAUCUUUUAGGAAAUUUUCACAGUUUUCGAAUGCUUCCAUGAGAUUUUUUUUCUAAAGAGCAAUUCCAUGUCAAAUAGGGAAUCGGUUGUACCCGACCCUCUCCGAUUUCAAUGAAACUUUGUAGACAUGUUAUCCUACAUAUACAGCAAUUCCAUUUGAAAAGAGCCUAAACCGAAAAAAAAGUUCUCCGAUUGGGCUCAAUUUUUUUCUGGGGGUUCCUUGGCCAAAAUAAUAAGACCCGUAUUUUUUUGUUUGGCCAUUAGUGUGACCUACAUCGUGCUAGGGUGGUUCGAAAAAUGGCAAUUUUCGUCAUUUUUCGCAAAAACCUCUUUUUUCAAAAAAUCAUAUCUCCGCGCCAUUUCAUCCUAUUUUCGCUGUCUUAGACGCAAAAGAAAGAUGAUGAGUUUGACUAUUUGGGAAAAAUAGUAAGAAGUUUCGAAAAUCUAGCUUAAUAUUUGAAAAAGUCAUUUUCCCGUUUUUGCGCGUGGCGCGACGAAAAACUAAGUUUUUAUUUUCAAAAAAUCAUAUCUCCAAAUCGUACGGUUCGACAUCGCCAAAUUUUUUAAAUGUUAUGUGAAAUUUUCCGAGGAAUCCGAUAAAAAUAUUUUCAGACAUAGGCUCUUUGGUCCAGACACGGUCAAAACACCAUUUUAAGUUUUCAUGCGACUUUUUCAAAUGUUAAGCUGGAUUUUCGAAACUUCUUACUAUUUUUCCCAAAUAGCCAAACUCAUCAUCUUUCUUUUGCGUCUAAGACAGUGAAAAUCGGAUGAAAUGGCGCGGAGAUAUGAUUUUUUGAAAAAAGAGGUUUUUGCGAAAAAUGACAAAAAUUGCCAUUUUUCGAACCACCCUAGCACGAUGUAGGUCACCCUAAUGGCCAAACAAAAAAAUACGGGUCUAAUUAUUUUGGCCAAGGAACCCCCAGAAAAAAAUUGAGCCCGAUCGGAGAACUUUUUUUUUCGGUUUAUGCUCUUUUGAAAUGGAAUUGCUGUAUAUUAGGGUGCCCAGAAAAAAUGACCCCCUGCUCCACAAGCGGAAAACGGUUUAUUGGGUUACUCUAAGCAUCUGUGUAAAUUUUGAGCGAAAUUGGAUGAGAUUAACCCAUUGAUACCCGAGCCUAAAGUUGGUGAAAAAAAUGUUUUUCAUACAAAAAUGACUUUUUAAAAUCGCUAAUAACUUUUCAGAAUCGAGUUUCACAGCUUUGGUAUGUUCUACAAAGUUGUAGAGCAUUAAAUUUUCAAUAAGAAUCUCACUUUUGGGAAUAUUUGGAUGGUAAUAGCGCACCGUCCAGACCAAACCGUAAGAAACUUGGGUUUUCCAUACAUUUUUUCGAUUUUUCCCAUACAAACUUCACCUCCGAGUAUCAAUGGGUAAAUGAUUACCGAUUUUGCUCAUAUUUGGCCCAGAGUCCUAAAAUAUGUCAAGGAACAAUAUUCAGCUUGUGGAGCGAGGUUUUGAAAAAAGUGCCAUAUUCUGGGCACCCUACUGUAUAUAUAUAAUGUGUAUGUAUGGGCUUACAGAUAUAAACUAAUUACAUUGCUCAUCAUAACUCAAAACAUAAUAUUUUUUCAGUGUAGUAUAGUAACCUGGAUUGUAAAUUAGCUUAUAUCUGUAAGCCCAUACAUCCAAUUGAAAUGUGGUCAAAGACAAACUUAUGGGAAAUUGGACGAGCUUUCCGGUAAAAAUAUUUUCGAGACUGAAAAAUCAAGUCGGUCAUAUAGAAAUUGUCAAAAACCAUCAAAAAACCUAUUUUUUCAACAUUUUUAUUUUUAAAACCACUGUAACUUCACAAAGAUUGGACUUAGGACAAUGGUCAAUAUGGAGACUUUUAUGUAAAAUUGUCUGGAGAAUCGAUUCCCGCAUUCGGUUUUUGAAAAUUUUGACGUUCAGAGCACUUUUCAAAAAAACAGUUUCAGUAAAUGAUUUUUGUAUUUUUUUAAGGUGAGUUGCUCCAUCCUGCAUUUUUCGUGAGUCUUUUUGUAACAUCUUAGGCUAUUUUCACAAAAAUUUUGAAGGAAAAAAAAUCGUGGGCUCACCUUUAAAUUUGACCUUUAAACUUAAAAAUCAAAAAAUCUCAUAAAAGUGGACUGUUUUUUCUUUCAGUGCAUUUUUAUCAGAAAGCCCGUCAAAUUUCCUACAAGUUUGUCUUUGACCACUUUUUGAUACGAUGCAACGGCUUCGAGAUACAGCAUUAUUUAAAUUACGCAAUACAAAAAUAUUUAAAACACUUACGCCCUUCUCAAAUGUCAUUAUCGAGUUAACUGGCUUCAUAUACACAAAAAUGGCUUAUAUAUGCCUAGGAUAACAUGUCUACAAAGUUUCAUUGAAAUCGGAGAGGGUCGAAAAAAAAGUACCUAAAAAAAUCCUGUUUUGAGCAGGAAUUGCUCUAAAGAUUUUUGUUUUGAACUCUUUUAUUACCUAAUAACAGUUUAGGAAGCUUGUCAAAUGAUGUUUUUUUUGUCAAUUACUCAUAAGAUACGAAAAAAACUUUUUAGAAUGUGUCAAAUCGCUAAACAUGUUCAACAUUUAGGUUUAACUGAUUUUGUUUUUAAGUUUUAACAAAAACUUUGAAAACGCGGGCUUUAAAUAGAAAUUAUAAUCAUAAAACCGUUUAAAAAAAAUAACAAGAAUUAGAGUUUUGUGUACAAUGUUUUGUAUACAAUAAUCACCUGAGGGCUCUGAUUUAGCUGAAAAAUCUAAUUUUAGCAGGUUUUAGAUGGGAUUGGUAUUAUUGGAUUUUUAUGAAUAAAUAUCAUAUUUCUUUAACCAAACAUUCAACAGUUGCAUGGAUACGAAACAUGUUUUUGUUUAAAAUUGAACUACGAAUUACUUUUGCAAGCUUCAGAAGAAUAACUUUGUUUUAAUUGUUUUUUUUUAACUACGUUUUUCAAUUACUUGAAUUAUAUUAUUCUUCAAAUAUUUUUCGGGGAUAUUUUAUUUAAAUUGUUAAAAUAUAUUGAAAAUAAUAAAAAAAUUGUAACGUUGUUUUAAGCAAACACACAAAUUUUCUCGCUUUUUUCAAAUGCCUUUUUAAAGAAAAAAAAUUUUGUUACAAAAAUAUCUUUAUUUUAUACACACGAAAAACAUUACUUCUAAAGUUUGUUACAGUAAUUUAGAGUCUAUUUUCGAUUUAAAAAAAAAUGUAGCUAUGCACCUGGUUAAUGCUUGCUUUAAGAAAUAUGAUAUUUAUCCAAAUAAAUCCAAUAAAACCCCUAACAAUCUAAAAACUACGAAAAUUUCGGUUGCAUCAGCUAAAUCAGAGCACACAGGUGAUAUUUGUACACGCACAUUAUGUUAUUAUUAUAUUCCAAUAUUACAAAAAAACUUUUAAAAAAUAUCUCAAAAAUUUAUCGAUGAUACAAUUUGCUCCUUGAAGCAUCGGAAUGCAGAGAAAAUUCCCUAUAAGACCCUUUUGAAAGCUGCAAUGAUACAUUUUUAUGCCAAUUUGGUUCAAGAAAACAAGGCAUGAUUUGAUAUUUAGGAAUAAUUUCAUUUUAAUAGAUCGUUUUUACUUUAGCAGAAAUUUAUUUAUUUAUUUUUUAUGUUUGAGAUGAUUUUUUUUAUUAAAAUUUCUCUCAAACUUGUUUUUUAGACAAAAAAUAGGAAUUUUGUCUAAAAAACAAAUGAAUAAUUUUUUGCUUAUUUUAAAGUUUUUUGUCAUUAUAGGGAGGAUUGCAAAGUUUCGAAAAUGGAUUUAAUUUUCAUUAUUUUACUUGGCUCAAACUUUGUGGGGUCUUCCCUUUGACCAAAGAAGGCGUACAUACAAUUUUGACAGCUGUCCACAAACAAAUGGUACGUUAUUUUUUAGUGAAAACAAAGGAGUAUUUGAUGUACAUUUUAAAAUAACUGUUUUUCAGAAAAAUAAAAUUUCCCAAAAUCCUUGCAAAACGUGCAACUUAUGAGCAGCAGAGAAACACUUCCAUAAAAAUGAAACUGAAAUAUGAUUUAUUGAAAAAUUGUGUUUUUUGAAGCAAAUGAAAUCUUAAUCCAAUCAUUAUUUACUGCAGUUUUUAAUGUUAAAUCAAAUUUGCAAUUCUCUAAAAAAAUAAUGAUAACUUAAAACAUUGCAGCUAUUCGAUUUUUUAUGAUGAACAUUUCUGAAAAUAUUUAGUUUUAAAAAUUUCAAGCAAUUUCACAAAAUCUGGCUAAAAUAUCAACGAAAAUAUAGUUCAGUUUUUUGUCCCAGGUUCAAGGAAAAAUUCUAAAUCAACUAAAAAAAAUCCGUGUACCUAUUUUUUUAAUAGUCCUCAUGAAUACCUACAACUUUUGCGAAGUUAUCAAACUGUUCAGAAAAUUUAUUCAAUGAACAACUGCCAAAAUUAAAAAAAAAUUGUAUGGGUGAACCAGUGACAGACUUCUUUGGUUAUAAAGAAGUUUGAACCAACUAAAAAAAACACAAAACUUAACGAUUUCAUAGAGAACUGCUCAAUAGAAAAAUUAUGUCAAAACAUAGCUAAUAGAAUCUCCAAUUCUCAUAACAGUUAAAUUGUCAAACACCCUGACAUUUUAUUGUAGUAAAAUUACGUUUAACUUAAAGAAAAGAAAUUGUUAGCUCGGCGACAGCAAUUUUACUUACUUCAUUAUUUCCAUAAUAAAAUAAAAAUCAGAUUAAACCAGAACCUAAUUCAAAAAAAUUCUAUACAAAUUAUUGAACUGACAAGACUGUUGGAUACUUUGACCUUGACAUUGCCAGUUCACCGCCACUUAUCUACGAAUGAAAACAUUUAUUUGAUAAGAAACCCGAUCUACAUUAGUAAAAACAUACAACAUGCUUAAUCUAAAAACAAAAGCGAGAAGGUAUAUGAGGUUCAGAUUCUUUCGAAUCUUGCUGUGCAAAAUUCCCAAAGAAUUACAUGUUUUUUUUAUGUAUCAAUUCGAACGCAAUGAUCUCAAAUCCAACGCGCCUUUUUGUUUGUCAGUUUCGUGUUACAUGUUAUGUGCUCUAUUUUGUUCUCAACGUUCCAAAAGCGUAGCAAAAUUGCGACAAAUUUGUGUCCAUCAACGCAUUUCUCUAGUUUUCUUGCUUUCGUCCAACAAAAACAAUAAACGCAGGAAAUUGCAACAGCAUUUAAUUUAAGCAAAACACAGAACGAUUUUACUCCUCUCAGAAGAUUUUAUUCUUACUCAAUAAGUGUCAUAAAAAGCAACAGUUAAACAACAUUAAACUAGUGAAAUGACGCGUGUUUCGAAACGCAAAAUUGGAAUAAGCCAACAUUACAAAAAAUAAAAAACUGAGGAAGAAUCUAGCUGCUAGAAAAACUAGUCUUAGUUGAAUGUCGUUUUCCCCGUGCCAAACUCACACUGCUGGGCCUGGGAAAAUUGCUGUGAUGUACAUUUUUGAUCUCAUUUUGAAAACCGUUUCAUCUCAUGUACCAUAGAGCAACAGCAGCAGCAGCGAAAAGAAUAGGUGUGGGUGGAAUUCUUCUUUUUUUUUUUGUUGGUUAAGUUUUGUUGUCACAUAUCGGAUAGCGCAAUUUUAGGACGUGUUAAGCUGGUUAGCGAGUAAGUUUAAUAGAGUUAUAUAUUUUUUUCUGGAGAAGGGGAAAUGAUGAUAAGUAUAGUAAUACGAUGAAGAUUAUAUGAUGAUCUAGAACAGAUUUCUAUUGAGCUUUCCGCGAACGAUAUCUUUACUGUGUAAAUUUUUUACCUUUCUUACAGUAAAUGGAUCGAAAGUGGGACCGAUUGCAACUCAUUCGAUAGAGUAAACAUUUCGUGGGCGAUCUCAAAACGAUUCGCGAAUUAGAAAAAAAACGGUUAAGAUUAAAUUGGUAAGAAGCCAAAAUUUGUUACGAGAAGCAACGUAUUCGUCAAUAAAGCUGUGAAAAUUA
Molecule: messenger RNA, 9412 nt
Organism: Culex pipiens pallens (northern house mosquito)
Lineage: Eukaryota; Metazoa; Arthropoda; Insecta; Diptera; Culicidae
Gene: hid
Product: cell death protein hid
Exons: 5
Coding region: 1145-2257 (370 amino acids)
Source: RefSeq, a predicted model, not a curated record